Cloeon dipterum is the source of this 4329-nucleotide messenger RNA. RefSeq names its product kekkon 5 (gene kek5). The transcript is spliced from 6 exons. Gene Ontology annotation, molecular function: protein binding. The record is from RefSeq and is a predicted model, not a curated record. NCBI's taxonomy places the organism in Eukaryota, Metazoa, Arthropoda, Insecta, Ephemeroptera, Baetidae. Bases 550 to 2943 code for a protein of 797 amino acids.
GAGCGCACUCGAAAUGCUCCUCAUUCGACGCCCGGUCGCUCUCGGAGAGAGUGAAUCGCGCGCCGCUCGCGGUGUUUUGUUGUGAGUGCCGGCCCGUGUGUCUUUCGACUCUCGACUCGUGCCGAAAAACGGAGAGAAUUCGCUCAGCAGUGUCGGCUUGGCUGCGUGCCGAGUGCCGAAUCGAGUGCCGCGAGUGCUAUUUCAGUGAGUGCGAGUGGAUUACCCUUCGACCACCGGCUCAGGGUGCCUGGUACCUUUUUCAGAAGCAGCAGCAUCGUCAGUGUCGGUGAUCAUCGCGGUGUGUGUGAGAGUGUGCCCGCGUGGAUUAUUUUUUCACACGUCGUUUUCACAUCGGCAGCAGCAGCAAAUUGGAUCGCCACCGUCGCAGCUUCUCCGCCACCCGUCGACUGUAAUUGCGAAUGGGGAAAAUCUGCGGCCAUCACCCUAAUUUGAAGCUCUAAAAUAAUAAGUGUCAAGAGCAUUUGGUGGGGGUUGUGCUGCGUGUAGCAUGUUGGCCCCGACGUGAUCGGCAGUGAACGACCCGAGAAGAUGCCCCCACCGAGUCGAGGAGCCGCUCGGCGGUGGUUGGCCGUGUCCCUGCUGCUGCUGAUGGCGGUGCAGCUGACAGCGAGCAGUGUAGACUGGACGAGCAGGUGCGCCGAGCUCGGUUGCAACUGCCGCUGGGUGCAGGGCAAGAAGGCGGCUGACUGCGAACGCAUCUCGGCCAUCCCAGAACUCAGCUCGGAGAUACAGGUGCUCAACGUCAGCUACAAUGAGAUCACUUACAUCCACAAGAACGCGUUUGAAGAGGUCGGCUUGGUCAAUUUGCACAAACUGUUCAUGCGCGGCUGCAAUAUAACGGUCAUCGACCCCGGCGCAUUCAACGGCCUAGAGAUCGUGAUCGAGAUCGACCUGUCCAACAACCAAAUAUCCAAGCUGGACCACCGCACCUUCCACGAGAACCACAGGCUGCGGCUGUUGUACCUGAGCAACAACCCAAUAGAGCAGCUGGAGGAUGGAUUGUUCCGCAACCACUCGUUCCUGCAGACGGUGGAGCUGGAGAACAACCGCAUCCACACGAUCGGGCCCAAGACGUUCCAGAACACGCCGGCGCUGCAGCGGCUCAAGCUGGAAGGCAACCGGCUGACUUUUCUCAAGCUGAACACCGUGUCGCAGAUGACCAAGCUCAAGAGUCUCGGGCUGGCCAACAACCCGUGGCGGUGCGACUGCAAGAUGCGUCCCUUGCGCGACUGGGUGACGGAACGCAAUCUCAACACGCAGCCGACGCACUGCCUCGAGCCGGAAAGACUGAAGGACAAGCUGUGGAGCGAUAUCGCCAGCAACGAGUUCGCGUGUCCGCCGCGGCUGACGCUGGCGUCGAGCAGCGUGGCCGCCAGCACGGGCGGCAACGUGACGCUGUCCUGCCGCGCCACGGGCGACCCGCAGCCCAGCAUCGACUGGGUGCUCAAUUCGCUGGUGCUGGGCAACGCGUCCCGCGCCGCCCACUCGGGCUACCAGCAGCACUACGCGGUGCAGCGCGGAGAGUCGCGUCACGGCACCGAAAUGUGGGCCAACCUCACCGUCAUCAACGUUCGCACCUACGACAGCGGCAGGUACGCGUGCGUGGCCAGGAACCCCGGCGGCAUGGACGAGGCCUUCAUGCAGCUGGCCGUGUCCGAGUCGGCCGGCGGAUUCAUCGCCGGCGCGUCCACCGGCGACCUCUACGUGUGGUUCGUGUCGCUCAUGGUGGCGGCGCUGGUGCUGCUCGUGUUGGUGCUCCUGCUGUGCUACUGUCUGUGCCGGCGCAAGGCCUCCCGCCAGCGCCACCGCACGCAGAUGCUGAAGAAGCACCCGCACGAGCAGAUCUCGUCCAACGGAGACCUGCUGAGCGGCGAGGACGAGCAGGAGAAGGCGCUCAUCACCAAGAUCAACCCGUUGCAGAAGCCACCGCGCCGAAUCGAGUCGGCGCAGUCGUCCGUUAACGGCAGCCAGACGACCGACCUCAACAGGUCGCACCUGAUCAUCGAGGAUGGCGGCGUCACCGGAAACGGUGGCACCACCGGCACCCUGCGCACGCGCACCUCCGAAGGCGCCGUCUCUUACGACUCGCUGCUGGACGCCGACGAGUUCACCCCCUCCAAGUCGCGCCAGGCGGCGGAAAUGCUGCCGAUGCGGCCAGUGGCCGCCGGCCGCCCUGAUCUGCUGGCCUUCCAGCAGCCCGCCGGGCACGACUCACCGGCCGGCAGCUCCACGUCGACGGCGCCGGACAACUCGCGUCUGCCGUCGCAGCUGCUGCCCCCCGGCGGGCUGAUCCUGCAGCCGCCGCCCCACCUGACGGGCUUCGGUACUUUGCCCUACGCCAGGUCGCAGUCGCCCUUCAGCGUCCACCCGAUGAUGGGCUCUUGCGGCUCGCUGCCGAUCGUGACCAGCCGCCAAGGCUACGUGACCAUCCCGCGGCGUCCGCGGGCUCCCAGCUGGGCGGCACCACCGCGAGUCGGCGACCCCCUACUCCGCAUGGAGCCCAUCUACGACAACCUGGGCCGCAGGACCACCGUCGACGGCAGCUCCAACGCCUCGAUCAACACCAGCGGCGUGGCCACGCCCACCCGUGGCCAGAUGCGACCCCUGCCGGCAACGCCCACCUCCACGCUGCCCAAGUACUACGCGCCGAUCAAGGAAAUCGAGCCUUCGCCGACGCCCGUGCGACGUCCACCACCGGACGGCGAUGACCAGCACGGCGGUGGCGGCGCCGCCGUCUCUCCUGCCUCGGAGGAGGCACCGCUGCUCACGCCUGACACGCCCGUCUCUCCAGCUGAGCCGGCAAGCGUGAAGAAGAAAGUGCCGCCGAAGGUGCCGCCGAAGCCGGCCAAACGCGUGGUGGCCGCCACCAACGAGCCGCUCUUCGAGGACGCCGAGGAGGGCGAGGACGGCACCGAAGUUUAAUUGAGAAAAAUGUGCCUUAUUCAGACUUAUAUAGUGUGGGGGAUCACCGACCGCUCUCAUCGACGAUAGGUUCUCGUUUUUUUUAAGUUUAUUUUAAUUUCUAAAUCCAGACCUAUUUAUUUGAUUAACCCUGUAUCUUUCGUGCCAUGGGGCUUCCAAGUCGAGCAUUUUGAUUGCGCUGCGCACACACGUGGAAUUCCUCACACCGACCUGUUCAUCCUGACUGCCGUUUGUGUUACUUGAAAAGACGCUUUAAAUGCGAAGAGAAUUUAAUGCGAACUUUAAGUGCAGACUGUACUCUUUCCUUGCGAGUGCAUGUAAGUGCCGGUGUCUGACAUUAUCUCGCGCGAGGUAUGUUACAAUUUGAUCCAGUUGUUGAAUGUGAAUACGGCUUUAUAUGCUUGACAGAGCGGAGGAGAGAAAGAGGAUUUAUAAUUACUAUUCAAAAUGAUGAAGAGCAGUGUGAGUCUCAACCCAUCUAAAUAUUAUAUAUAUUAAAAUAUGGAAAUAUAUAUAAAAUUCAUUCGUAAUUUGUACAUAAAUGAAUUAUACCCGCAGAACGCUAUUUUAUUACUAAUAACGAUAAAUUGACGAAAAAUGAUUAUUGUUGUUCCUUUCAAGAUUCAUGAUGACGAUGUUUGCACACUGUAUAAAAACUAACCAUUCAGACCGAAUGUUCCAUUUCCGCGAAAAUAACUCGAAUCAAACUUAUUAUAAUAGCCGUGAAUUUCCGUGCAAACAAAUCUCCGAAAAUAAAAAGAAUCAAUCAAUUAUACUCCGACAAUGGUCCGUGUUGCAUCUCAUUGUAUUGUUAUUCAAAUCAGUUAUCAAAUGUGGAAGCGUGUAAAAUAAACAACACACUCACCGACACACUCAUAAAUAGCAUUUUAAUGACGAUGAAAAAAAAAGAAGAAACUGGAACCACGUUUAAAUUAUAAUAAUAGAGGACAUAAAAUAAAGAAAUGCCGAAAAGUGUUUGUUUCCAGCAGAACCAAUUGAUAAAUGGAAUAUAAAGUUAAAAAAGCAGAUUGUUUCCGUUGACGAAUGGUGAUCCUAAUGAGAAUAAAAAAAUAUACAGUUGCAUAUAUAUUUACGUAAAUCGAUGAAUUGUGUUCCGUCUCGAAAUAAUGUUUUCCGAUUAUCGCGAGCAGGAAGACGAGCGAAUAUUAAGUGUGUCUCCAAUUUGAUUUAAUGGACUCCGAGCGACAGUUUAAAUUGCAAUUGGAUGAAAUCGUACUUACCGAGAAAGAGUUAUUGAUAUCGAUUUGUGAAUUAACUCUCACAUAUAACACAACAGCAAACUGCAGUAGUGAUUCUCAUCGAUAUUUUUUGUAACAAAAGAGAGGACAAAAAUAAAAACGACGAAAAAUUGUGUAUUUGCAAAAA